AUGUGCCACAACAACCUUCACCAACUAACUACUACAUCUUACCACAAACAACCUCACCAACUACUACUCCAUUGCCACAAACAACCUCACCAAACACUACUACAUCUUGCAACAAAAACCUUAACCACUACUACCAAAACAUCUACCACAACAAACCUCACCAAUACUUUACUAAUCUCUCACCAACUCACUAACUUAUUCUACCACAACAACCUCACCAAAAACUACUGCCUAAACAAUCUUCCCAACCAAACAACAUUCACCAAAUACUACAUUCCCACAACAAACCUCACCAGUUACUUACCACAAUCUUACCACAACAACCUCACAAAACUACUACUACAUCUGCCAACAACAACCCACCAACUACUACUAACACUGCCACAACAACCUCACCAACUACUACAUCACCCGAAAAAACCUCACCAACUACUACCACAUCUACCACAACAACCUCACCAACUACUACUACAUCUGCCACAAAACAACCCUCACCAAACACUUACUAAAUACAUCUACCCAACAACAACCUUACCAACUACUACUACAUCUGCCACAACAACCUCACCAACUACUACAUCUCCCACAACAACCUCACCAACUACUACCACAUCUACCACAACAACCUCACCAACUACUACUACAUCUGCCACAACAACCUCACCAACUACUACUACAUCUGCCACAACAACCUCACCAACUACUACUACAUUCCUUACAUCUAUCACAAAAACCUCACCAACUACUACUACGUCACCCACAACAACCUCACCAACUACUACUACAUCUAGCACAACAACCUCACCAACUACUACUACAUCUACCACAACAACCUCACCAACUACUACUACGUCACCCACAACAACCUCACCAAAACUACGAACCAUAUCUCACACAAACAACAGCACCAAUACUACUACAUCUACAACAACCAACCACAACCAACUACUAGUAAAUCUUUCCAACAACAACCUCACCAACUACUACUGCCAUAUCCCACAACCAACGCCACAACGACUAACUAAUCUCCACAACAACCUCACCAUAAUACUACCACAUCACCCACCUCUCUCCCCCCCCAAACCUCACCAACUUACUACUACAUCUUGCAACAACACCUCACCAACUACUACUACAUCUACCACAACAACCUCACCAACUACUACCACAUCUCCCACAACAACCUCACCAACUACUAUCUCCACAACAACCUCACCAACUACUACUACAUCUCCCACAACAACCUCACCAACUACAACUACAUCUCCAACUACGACCUCACCAACUACUAUUACAUCUACCACAACAACCUCACCAACUACUACAUAUCCCACAACCACCUCACCAACUACUAUUACAUCUACCACAACAACCUCACCAACUACUAUUACAUCUACCACAACAACCUCACCAACUACUACUACAUCUCCAACAACAACCUCACCAACUAUACAUAUCACCACAAAAACAUCACCAAACUAUACAACAUCUCCCACAACAACCUCACCAAACUACUAUAAUACUCCACAAACAAUCCUCACCAACACUAUACCUCUGCCACAACAACCUCAACCACAUAUUAAUGAAUAUUCCACAACAACCUCACCCACUACUACUACAUAUCCCACAACAACCUCACCAACUACAACCACAUCUCCCACAACAACCUCACCAAAUACUACUACAUCUCCCACAACAACUUCACCAACUACUACUACAUAUCCCACAACAACCUCACCAACUACUACUACAUAUCCCACAACAACCUCACCAACUACUACUACAUCUCCCACAACAACCUCACCAACUACUACCACAUCUCCCACAACGACCUCACCAACUACUACCACAUCUCCCACAAUGACCUCGCCAACUACUACCACAUUUCCCACAACGACCCCGAUAACUACUACCACAUCUCCCACAACGACCUCUCAAACUAUUACCACAUCUCCCACAACGACCUCGCUAACUACUGCUACAUAUCCCACAACAACCUCACAAACUACUACCACAUCUCCCACAACAACCUCGCCAACUACUACUACAUCUCCCACAACAACCUCACCAACUACUACCACAUCUCCCACAACAACCUCACCAACUACUACUACAUAUCCCACAACAACCUCACCAACUACUACCACAUCUCCCACAACAACCUCACCAACUACUACUACAUCUCCCACAACAACCUCACCAACUACUACUACUACCACAUCUCCCACAACAACCUCACCAACUACUACUACAUCUCCCACAACAACCUCACCAACUACUACCACAUCUCCCACAACAACCUCACCAACUACUACCACAUCUCCCACAACAACAUCACCAACUACUUCAACAACCUCACCAACUACUACCACAUCUCCCACAACAACCUCACCAACUACUACUACAUCUCCUACAACGACCUCACCAACUACUACUACAUCUCCUACAACAACCUCACCAACUACUACCACAUCUCCCACAACAACUUCACCAACUACUACCACAUCUCCCACAACAACCUCAACAACACUCUACAUAUGCCACACAACCUCACCAACUACUACUACAUCUUGCCACCCAACCUCACAACUAUACUCUUCAUCUUCCACAACAACCUCACCAACUACUACUUACUGCUCCCACACACUCUCCAACUACCCUGCCAUAUCCCACAACAACCUCACCAACUACUACCACAUCUCCCACAACAACCUCACCAACUACUACCACAUCUCCCACAACAACCUCACCAACUACUACCACAUCUCCUACAACGACCUCACCAACUACUACCACAUCUCCUACAACGACCUCACCAACUACUACUACAUCUCCCACAACAACCUCACCAACUACUACUACAUCUCCCACAACGACCUCACCAACUACUACCACAUCUUCCACUACAUCUACCACAACAACCUCACCAACUACUACUACAUCUGCCACAACAACCUCACCAACUACUACUUCAUCUUCCACAACAACCUCACCAACUACUACUACAUCUCCCACAACAACCUCACCAACUACUACUACAUAUCCCACAACAACCUCACCAACUACUACCACAUCUCCCACAACAACCUCACCAACUACUACCACAUCUCCCACAACAACCUCACCAACUACUACCACAUCUCCUACAACGACCUCACCAACUACUACCACAUCUACAACGACCUCACCAACUACCACUACAUCUACAACAACCUCACCAACUACUACUAA
Macrobrachium nipponense is the source of this 3231-nucleotide messenger RNA. RefSeq names its product mucin-2-like. Lineage: Eukaryota; Metazoa; Arthropoda; Malacostraca; Decapoda; Palaemonidae. The coding region runs from base 1 to 3231 and encodes 1076 amino acids. The record is from RefSeq and is a predicted model, not a curated record. The transcript has 7 exons.